GCAGGGUCCCAGUGGCGCUUACCACGGCUCUCAGGUGGUAGUCCCCUCAUGUAUCGGUCGAUGACCAGAACCGCUAGUAUCUCUUUCGGACUCUGGGACUCUGUUUGCAACCACUUUUGCGCGAGAUGGAUGAGGUCAUACAAUUGGGACCACGGGGUUUUGUCUUCCUCGUACCUCCAACCGUGAUACUGCUGGGCGCGCACUGCUGUCGUUACUCCAGAUCUGGCCAGGAUCUCUGCUUUCAGCUGGGGGUAGUCUGCCGCAGCCUCUUCAGACAGAUCAUGGUAGGCCUUCUGGGCCUCCCCACACAGGAAUGGGGCAAGGAUACCAGACCACUGAUCUCAAGGCCAGGCCUCCCGUAGGGCUGUCCUCUCAAAGGCCAGAAGGAAGACAUCCCAAAGACUCCAGUGAAAUAUGUCAAGGGAGAGAAAAAAAAGCCCAUCUCCCAUGGUGAAUAACAAAGCACAGAAAGCAGAACACACCUUGUGCAGUCAAUAUGAGGAGAAAAUCCGUCCCUGUAUUGAUCUCAUUGACUCCCUGAGAGCCCUCGGAGUAGAAAAGGACCUGGCUUUGCCAGCAAUUGCAGUGAUUGGAGACCAGAGUUCUGGAAAAAGCUCGGUUCUAGAAGCCCUGUCCGGAGUCGCUCUUCCUAGAGGCAGUGGUAUUGUUACCAGAUGUCCUUUAGAGCUCAAACUGAAGAAAGUGCAUUGCACGCAGGAAUGGAAAGGAAAAAUUACUUACUUGGAGAUAAACCAAGAAUUGAAUGGUCCCUCUGAAGUGGAAAAAGAAAUAAGGAAAGCCCAGGAUGCAAUGGCUGGUGAAGGAGUGGGCAUUAGCCAAGAAUUAAUUUCCCUAGAAAUUAGCUCCCCAAAUGUUCCAGAUCUGACACUGAUUGAUCUGCCAGGGAUUGCUAGGGUGGCUGUGGGGAAUCAGCCAAAAGACAUUGGAAAUCAGAUCAUAAAUCUAAUUAAAAAGUAUAUUUGUAAGCAACAAACUAUAAAUCUGGUAGUGGUACCAAGUAAUGUGGAUAUUGCAACUACAGAGGCCCUAAGGAUGGCUAAAGAGGUGGACCCUAAGGGGGAGAGAACUCUAGGGAUUCUCACAAAACCUGAUUUGGUCGACAAGGGAACCGAGAGCAAUGUAGUUGACAUUGUCCGAAAUCUCAGCAUCCCCCUAAGGAAGGGCUACUUGAUUGUUAAAUGUCGUGGGCAGCAAGACAUCCAUGACAACUUGACACUGGCCUCUGCAAUUCAGAAAGAGAGAGAAUUCUUUGAGGAGCAUGAAUAUUUUAGUAUUCUUUUGGAAGAAAGAAAAGCUACUAUCCCACUUUUGGCAGAGAAACUUACGCAGGAACUGAUAGAGCACAUUAAUAAAUCACUACCAACUUUAGAAAAUCAGAUAAAGGACAAACUCCGGGUGGCAAACAACAAGCUACAAAAAUAUGGCAAAGGUGUGCCAGAAUCAGUAGAAGAGCAGAUGCUCUUCCUAGUAGAUAAACUCAAACUCUUUAACCAGGACAUCAUGAAUUCAGUGCAAGGAGAAGAAAUUGUAACUGAUAAAACAAAACAAAGACUAUUCACAAAAGUUCGCAAGUUCUUUAAUGAAUGGGAAUCCCAUAUUAAUAACAGUACACUGAAAGUAAAAGAAAUUAUGAAAGAAGAAGUGUGGGGCUUUGAAAAUCACUAUCGUGGAAGAGAGCUCCCAGGUUUUGUCAAUUACAAGACAUUUGAGGCCAUUGUGAAACAACAAAUUGUGCUGCUGAAAUCACCAGCUAUCAUGAUACUGAAGACAGUGACUGAGCUUGUACGAGAAACUUUUACUGAAAUUGCCAUGCAACACUUUGAGAACUUUUUCUAUCUUUUCAGAGAAGCUAAGACUAGAAUUGAAGACAUAAAACAAAAACAAGAGGAGGAAGCUGAAACUGUAAUUGCCAAUCAGUUCAAAAUGGAACGCAUCGUUUACUGUCAGGACAGUCUUUACCAUGAGGAUUUACAGGAAAUUAGAAAAACUACUGAAGUCCUCCCUCUUGGUGUUGCUGUUACUCGUGUUAAGUCUAUUGCAUCUCAAAAACAGUAUUCCAUUGAUGAAAUGGCUUAUCACUUGAAUGCAUAUUUCAAGGGUGCAGGCAAUCGUCUCUCCACUCAAAUUCCUUUGAUUAUUCAGUCCUACGUCCUCCAGGACUACACUGAAAAGUUACAGAAUGCAAUGUUGCAACUUUUGCAAGAUAAAGAUAAGUUCAGCAUUCUUCUUCUUGAGAAGAAAGAUGCUGCCACUGAAAGGAAAAAUGUGAAAGAAAGAAUUAAACGUCUGACACAAGCUCGACAACGCUUAGCAAAGUUCCCAGGUUAAAGCAGAUGUGCUAAGCAGUAGCACUUUUCCUUAUUUCUCUUAUGUGUGAGUUAGUUAACCGAGACCUAAAUAUUCAGUGGGAAGUGUUGGGUAUUCAGGACUUUUGAAAAUCAGGCCACUUAUUACAUGUCUAAAUAUGGAUUUUGGUGCCUAACUUUAGGCUCCCGUUUUUGAAAAUCCUGUUUUGUGACCCAUUCACCUCUAAUUGGAAAUAGUCUGCAUAGGGUAGAGGGGUACCCUUCAAAUUUCAGUGUAUGGAGUUCCUUGUGGAUUCUCCUGUCUUCAGGGGAGAGUUCCCUUGUAACACUGGCCACCCUGGAUCCCUGAUCCUGGGGCAAGGAAAUAAAGUCUCAAUUUCCUGCCAGAACUCCUCUGUCCGUGCCAGACCCGUAUUACGUUCCCAUCCCACAGUAUCUGAGACACCCAUGCAGAGGCAUCUUCCAGCUGCACUGCUGCCCAGCUCCCAUGAUCCUCUGCUAGCCUCCUCACAUGUCAGCUGCCUCUAGUCUAGAACCCCUCUUCAAAGGGAUUUUUCCAGUAAUGGAGAGGGACAGCAGCCUAAGGCCUGGUCCACACUAACCCCCCACUUCGAACUAAGAUACGCAACUUCAGCUACGUGAAUAACAUAGCUGAAGUUGAAGUACCUUAGUUCGAACUUACCGCGGGUCCACACGCGUCAGGCAGGCUCCCCCGUCGACUCCGCGUACUCCUCUCGCGGAGCAGGAGUACCAGCAUCGACGGCGAGCACUUCCGGGAUCGAUUUAUCGUGUCUAGACAAGACGCGAUAAAUCGAUACCAGAAGAUCGAUUGCUUACCGCCGGACCCGGAGGUAAGUAUAGACCUACCCUAAUUUACUGCAGUAGUUAGUUUUGCUUAGCCCUGUACAUUUCUGAAGGGAGGGAGAGGAUUCAGCAGAGCUGACCUACUCCACUAGCAGCUGUCUCCAAAUACACAGAACUGGGAACACAUGGAACUCCUGUUGUGGGCCUUCAUACAAAACUCUCCCUCAUAAGGAGAAGGGGUUUCCUUAUCAUGCUGGGAGAGAGGUCCUUCUCCCACAUUUCUAUAAGGGAGGGGACUACCAAUAGGGGAGUUUAGGUUUGUGGUUAGUGCUUUUGCCUCCUUGUGAUGCUUCCAGCUAGUGCUUUUGCCAAGGUUUUUAGCAUAUGCUGCUUUAAACUUUGAUAAUCAUGUGGUAUGUUAUUUAAAGCCUAUUCCUAUAUAUUGCAUAGUGUCCUCUGGAAUUUGAGCUGAGUUACAUAUGUGAGUGUAGGUUGGUACUGUGUGUGUGUAUUUUUGCUCUGGGGUCUCAGUGGAGACUUCCGUUUGAUGAAGAAUUAUUCUGAGUUGGUAAAUAAAUAGUUG
This is a messenger RNA of Malaclemys terrapin pileata, 3714 nucleotides long. Its product is annotated as interferon-induced GTP-binding protein Mx1-like. Lineage: Eukaryota; Metazoa; Chordata; Testudines; Emydidae. The transcript is spliced from 14 exons. Gene Ontology annotation, biological process: defense response to virus. Gene Ontology annotation, cellular component: membrane; microtubule; cytoplasm. Gene Ontology annotation, molecular function: microtubule binding; GTP binding; GTPase activity. The coding region runs from base 415 to 2349 and encodes 644 amino acids. The record is from RefSeq and is a predicted model, not a curated record.